GCUUCAAGGGCAAGUAAAAGGUUGGUGUACAUGGAAAACAAAACCAGUAACUCAAAAUGGAAAGAAAGACAACUUUGAAAUGGUUAUUUUGUUAACUCUUCUGUUUCUUGAGUAAUGCCUCUGUAGCUGACUCUUCUACCUCCACUAGAAAUGAAUACAUGAGAUGUUUUGGAGGAGAUGGAAAUGGGUUAUACCUUCUCUGUCCUGGGUGUGUUGAUCUCCGGUGGGGAAGAGCAAACGUUUGCUCUUUCUUCCCCUCCAAGAAAACAACACUUUAACUGAGAUUCCAGCAUCGUGAUAGCCACACUGAACUACAAUGCAAGCACAUGAGUUGUUUAGACACCUACGAAUGCCAGAACUUGGGGAUGUCAGACAGUAUGUGCGCACUCUUCCGACAAAUACGCUGAUGGGCUUCGGUGCUUUCGCAGCUCUCACGACCUACUGGUAUGCAACAAGACCGAAAGCACUAAAACCACCAUGUGAUUUAGCAAUGCAGUCUGUGGAAGUAGAGGGUGGUGAGCAUGCUCGAAGGUCCUCUCUUCUUAACAGCGAUGAACUGUUGAUUUACUACUAUGAUGAUGUGAGAACAGCUUAUGAUAUCUUCCAGAGGGGUGUGCAAGUAUCAAAUAAUGGUCCAUGUCUAGGUGUUAGAAAACCAAACCAGCCGUAUGAGUGGAUCUCCUAUAAAGAGGUUUCAGACAGAGCUGAGUGUGUGGGCUCUGCAUUACUCCACCGAGGCUUCAAGCCAUCUCAUGUUCAAUAUAUAGGAAUCUUUUCACAAAACAGACCUGAGUGGGUUAUUAUUGAACAGGGAUGCUACGCAUUCUCCAUGGUGGUGGUGCCACUAUAUGAUACACUGGGAACUGAAGCAAUUACUUACAUAGUGAACAAAGCUGACUUGUCACUGGUUUUCUGUGACAAACCUGACAAGGCCAAACUUCUGCUAACAAAUGUGGAAAAAGGGGAGACUCCAGUACUCAACACCAUUGUUAUCAUGGAGUCUUUUGGCAUGGAUCUUGUGGAACGUGGCAAAAAGUGUGGGGUGGAAGUCUUCAGCAUGAGAGAACUAGAGGAGCUGGGAAGAUCACACAGGCAAGAACCUAUGCCUCCAAAGCCAGAAGAUCUAGCAGUCAUCUGUUUCACCAGUGGAACAACAGGAGACCCCAAAGGAGCUAUGAUCACUCAUCAAAACAUAGUCAGCAAUGCUUCAGCUUUUGUGAAAACUACAGAGAAAACAUUUAUGCCUUCCUCUGAUGACGUUCUGAUAUCAUUCCUGCCCUUGGCUCAUAUGUUUGAGAGAAUCGUUGAGUGUGUGGUUCUGUGCCAUGGAGCUCGGAUAGGAUUCUUUCAAGGGGAUAUCAGACUACUUAUGGACGACCUAAAAACACUGCAGCCAACUAUAUUUCCUGUAGUACCAAGACUCCUGAACAGAAUGUUUGACAAGAUUUUUGGACAGGCAGAUACUUCAUUAAAGAGAUGGAUGCUGGAUUUUGCUUCCAAGAGGAAAGAAGCAGAACUCAGAAGUGGUAUAGUUAGAAAUAACAGUUUCUGGGAUAAAGUCAUCUUCCGCAAAAUACAGGCAAGUUUGGGAGGAAAAGUAAGGCUGAUGGUUACAGGAGCAGCACCUGUAUCUGCAAGUGUACUUACCUUCCUGAGAACAGCUCUUGGCUGUCAGUUCUAUGAAGGUUAUGGACAGACUGAAUGCACAGCUGGAUGCUCACUGUCAUUACCUGGUGACUGGACAGCAGGUCACGUUGGAGCACCCAUGCCAUGCAGUAUCAUCAAGCUUGUUGAUGUACAAGAAAUGAAUUACUUGGCUGCCAAAGGAGAGGGUGAGGUGUGUGUAAAAGGGCCAAAUGUAUUUCGGGGCUAUUUGAAAGAUCCAGAAAAAACAGCAGAAGCUCUGGACAAAGAUGGCUGGCUUCAUACAGGAGAUAUUGGGAAAUGGCUACCAAAUGGUACAUUGAAGAUCAUUGACCGGAAAAAACACAUAUUUAAACUAGCCCAGGGAGAGUACAUUGCACCAGAGAAAAUAGAAAAUGUGUAUUUGAGAUGUGAAGCACUUGCUCAGGUGUUUGUCCAUGGAGAGAGCUUGCAGGCCUUCUUAGUAGCUGUUGUGGUACCUGAUCCUGAGACUUUGCGGAGCUGGGCCAAGAAAAAGGGGUAUGAAGGCUCAUAUGAAGAGCUAUGCAGAAACAAGGACCUCAAAAAACACAUCCUGGAAGACAUGGUGAGGAUUGGGAAAGAAUCUGGUUUAAAGUCAUUUGAACAGGUCAAAGACAUUGUCAUGCACACUGAAAUGUUUUCUAUUGAAAACGGCCUGCUGACGCCAACACUGAAGGCGAAGAGACCAGAACUGCGAAAAUAUUUCCAGUCACAGAUAGAUGAACUCUAUGCUAAUGCCAAAAUGUAACUGAGUGGAAUGAGGAAAGUGGCACACGUCUGAUGUCUACUGUUGGCCUUCAUAUCUGUAAUUUUGACUACAGCAAACAUAGGGAAGGAAACUGUGCAAUCAUUAACUUGUACAAAAAUGGGUACUUGCCAUAGGAACACUGAAGAAAUGGAACACUGCCUUACUGUCAAGUUGUGUUGCAUACUGUUUUUAUGGUGACCUACAAUUUCCAAAAAGAGCCUUAACUAUAAAUGGUAACUAUAUGUAAGUUAUUUAAGACUUCCUUGGCCAAAAAUGGGACUCUCCUUCAACAAGGAGCUAAGGUUUUCUUAUUGUCAGCAUGUUUGCUGUCUGCAGUGUUAUUUCUGCAGCUGUCAGUUCCACAAAGGAUUUGGCAGGUUUGAAAAUGCCUCUAAGUAGCUUGCGUCCUCAGAAGGAUUACUUAAUCUGUUCAAAAAAACCCAAACCAACCCCCACCCC
Messenger RNA from Athene cunicularia (burrowing owl), 2872 nucleotides. RefSeq names its product acyl-CoA synthetase long chain family member 1 (gene ACSL1). Gene Ontology annotation, biological process: very long-chain fatty acid metabolic process; long-chain fatty-acyl-CoA biosynthetic process; long-chain fatty acid metabolic process. The transcript is spliced from 21 exons. Gene Ontology annotation, cellular component: endoplasmic reticulum; membrane. Gene Ontology annotation, molecular function: arachidonate-CoA ligase activity. The record is from RefSeq and is a predicted model, not a curated record. The coding region runs from base 317 to 2413 and encodes 698 amino acids. NCBI's taxonomy places the organism in Eukaryota, Metazoa, Chordata, Aves, Strigiformes, Strigidae.